UUCAAAAUGUCGCGACGCGCUCAUCUGUCAAAAGUGUUCGUUGAUUUGAUGUUUCAAAUCAAAUCAAACUAUCAAACAAACUGCUAUUUGUGUUGUGUGUAAAUACUAAAAAUGGAUGAUCAACACGUAAACGAAUCAAUGAACAAAUCAGAUGUAAUGUUUGAUAAUCUUGUAAUUCUAAAGGAAUUCAGUAAUAUUGUAAAUCAUGUGAGCGAUGAGGAGUUUCUUGAAACAGUGCCCAAAGCAAAAAUGAAGCGAGUAAAAUGGGUGCCAAUGUUCAACUGUUUAAAACAAGGAAUUCUUGAUGAAAUGAUACAGGAAAUGAAUGCUAUGUGGGCCUCAGAAAACUUACCACAGAAGAUGGAAAUCUUACAGAAACAGAAAGCAAAAUAUAGUCACAUAGAUUCAAACACAAAAUUAUGGAGGCCUCAGCUGGGUGAUGUCAAAAGCCAAUUGAAAGCUCAUGAUGUUGCAAACUUACGGAAACAAAAGAAAAUGCUGGAGGGUCUAGCAAAAGAUUAUGAAGCCAGAGUCGGCAGACUAAAAAGGAUUCUUUCUGCCAAGCGAGGAUACAUCAAAGCAUUGAAAAUGGAUGUUGCCAAAUAUCAGAAGAAAAACGAAAGCACUGUUUCUAAAAUCAGUGAACGACUUGAGAGCCAUGAGCAGCGAAUUAAAAUAAUUAUGCCCACCAAGUCAGAUCUUGAGAUAAACUGGGCUGAUGUGGAACAUGACGAGGGAAUUGAAAAUGCAUGACCAUUUUAAUGGAAUAAAAUUUAUAUUUCAGAAAAUUGUACACACCUGAGAAAAAGUACAGUGAAUUUUAAUAAUAA
This is a messenger RNA of Cydia pomonella (codling moth), 830 nucleotides long. RefSeq lists its product as uncharacterized. Bases 112 to 753 code for a protein of 213 amino acids. The record is from RefSeq and is a predicted model, not a curated record. Lineage: Eukaryota; Metazoa; Arthropoda; Insecta; Lepidoptera; Tortricidae. The transcript has 3 exons.